Rhizoctonia solani is the source of this 2691-nucleotide messenger RNA. Its product is annotated as endoplasmic reticulum membrane protein. The transcript is spliced from 10 exons. Gene Ontology annotation, molecular function: protein binding. Lineage: Eukaryota; Fungi; Basidiomycota; Agaricomycetes; Cantharellales; Ceratobasidiaceae. The record is from RefSeq and is a predicted model, not a curated record. The coding region runs from base 1 to 2691 and encodes 896 amino acids.
AUGGCUGACCGGGAAAAAAUACUUGAAGAUAUUCUUGGCGUCCUACCAGAUAUGAGUCCUCCUUGGCUUCAAUACCAGAUCGCCCUACACUUGGCCAUAGACCCCAACCCAUCACAUACUCAGAUGCGCAUUCUUGACUCAGCCUUUGCUUACGGCUAUGUCAAAGUUGCCGAACAACCAGUACCUCCCGGUAUACCCCCUAUCCCACGGCUGCCUAUUCCCGCGACUGCAGCUGCGGCUGUGCCCCUCCCACCAGUUCAACCACCUCAGCCGCGAAAGCGAAAGGCAUCCGAACCUACUAUCUCUCCGAAUAAGAAACAAGCACUGGACAAAACGGUAGACUUCACGCAAGUAACUAGGCCAUUCGUUCAGGGAAGAGACUUCAAAUAUCAGGAACUAUCUCUUAGUUAUUUGAACGCUGAACUUGCAAACUUGCCAAACAAUCACAUCCGCCGUCAAUUCCAUAGGUUCCAAUAUCUCGUGCCUGCAUAUUUAGCACUUCGACAACAGCUGGCAUCUGGCGCACUGGACGGUUCGCUGCUUAAAAAGAGACGCAAUGCUACUGGUCCUGUUGGGGCAGAAUGCGAGCCAUCUCCGCUAUUCCUUGCGGAAAAGCGAGCACUAGACUCCUACAUUGCAUCGGGAUGUAAGAACAUAAAGCUUCUGCGUGAAGCGGCCCCUCCUCAAGAAGUCGAUCUUACUCGUCCUCGCACUCCAAUCGCUUCCGCAAGUCGUUCGUCUAGUCGUUCGAGCUCUCCCUUUCCCGGACCAAGCCAAUCUACUGUUCCUAACUCAACCCAGUCCAGCCGCACGAGUUUAGGGAGCCCGGUUAAGAGAUGGAGCCCUCCGAACCACGGGGUUAAUUCGGCAAACCAGGGGCGAGAAUCUAGAUCCCCAUCGCCGCUGGCUCGACAACACCACUCAAGAUCACCCACUCCGAUAGAAAUCGAAACCCAAGCGACCGAUGCGAGCGUAGUUGUGAUCGAAAGCCAAGAUAGUGAUAUAGUGGUCAUUGAAAGUCAACGCGAUGAACUAGAGGUUCCGAAAUCGCCUCCACCAGCACGACCAGCAAAUCUAGAAUGCGGGUGCUGUUUCACCGAGUAUGAAUUUUCCGAUAUGCUGCAAUGUGCAGAAGGUCACCUGUUCUGUCCACAGUGCACCAAGAAGAAUGCUGAAACCGCAGUUGGGGACAACAAACCGGAGAUACUGUGUAUGGACCAGUCGGGAUGCCGUGCGCCAUUUCCAGAUGAACAAAUUCAACGAGUCCUGCCACCAAACACAAUCGACUUGCUUCAGCGAAUCCGACAGAAAAAGGCUGUUGAUGAUGCGAGAAUUCCUGGCCUGGAACAUUGUCCAUUCUGUGACUAUGCCUAUAUCAUCACGGACGGAGGCCCUACGUUUGUGUGCCAAAAACCAAGUUGCAUGGUUGUUAGCUGCCGCCGAUGCCGAAGAGUAGAACAUGGCGGCAUGACCUGCGAGCAAGUCAUACAAAGGGAGAAGAGUUCGCAAGGAGAGCACGCGAUAGCUGAGGCUAUGACAAUGGCUCUUGUUCGGGACUGCCCGGAAUGUAAAACUCCAUUCAUGAAGGAAACUGGUUGCAACAAGAUGGUCUGCCCGAAAUGCGAAACAGUCUCGUGUUACAUAUGCCGCCAAAAAGUAUCCCAGAUUAGUCCAUACACACAUUUCGACCGGGAUCCUGAUGCGUACGACCUACCGCCAGAUAACAGAAAAUGUCCGCUAUGGGACAUUGACAGAGCUGGUCGCGCUGGCGGGUCGCCCACUCCCACCCGCUAUGCUGCUGUCGACACGUCCGACCCAGCCUCUUCACCAACUCGUAUUCCACCCAAUACAGGGUUCCAAGACGCUGGAGACUUCACUCUCAUAUCGUCCCCCGAAGAUGUUGAAUUCAAGGUCUUCCGUCUCUUUCUCAUGACAGCAUCUCCCGUUUUUCAGGACAUCCUAACCUCGGGAUCUGGUCCCCCAGUCAUGAAGCUCUCCGAAGAUGCUGAAACCGUUGCCGCGCUGCUCCAAUACAUAUAUCCACGUGAAAAUCCUACGAUCAAGAGCUAUGUACUGUUUGAAAAGGUGCUGGAGGCGGCUCGAAAGUAUGAGCUGGGAUUUAUCACUUCCGACCUUCGGGCAUCUAUGCGCUCAGAAUCACCAGCCCUCACAUGGCUCCGCACGGAACCCCUACGAAUUUACGCCCUUGCGGUACGACACGAGCUCAAAGAAGAGAUCGCUAUUGCUGCGAAACUCACUAUCGGAAAAUACGACUUUGCGUCCGCAAAAGCUGCAUCAGAACUGUGUGCACUCAAUAUACCUUCGAGAGACGCGGUCAUGCUGAUGCGUAUGCACAUGGCGCGUGCGGGGGCUUUGUCAGACCUAUUGGUCAACGCCGAGUCUAAUCCACGCUAUUUUGCUGGGUUCCCGGUUAAAUGCGACCAGUGCAAACACGAGGGAGGAUCGGCAUCGGAGCUGCAGAAAGCUUGGAUGAAGGAGGCCGUUGCUCUUUUACGAAAGGAACCGUUGGAUAAGGCCCACCGACUCUUUGAGCAAGAGUUCUUCUUAGGCUUGAAGCUUCGGUGUAGAUGCGCAAGAUGUCGUGACGCCGAUCUGUACGAUCGAGCUCAUAAGGUUUGGGCAGAGGAAUGCCGGGAAAAACUCGUGGAGUUGAAAUUGGAUGAUCUUUGA